AGGACCUCCACACAGGCAUCUGAUGAUACUGCCGGCUGACACACUAUUCAUUUGAUAAAAUAAACACAGCAGUAUUUUGUCGCCGCAUACAGGCUCGGAUGGAACCGAGGAUGUUCGUUUCAAUUAUAGUCAGUCUAAUCUGACGAAUGUCUGAGGUGUUUAAGGGGGAAAUGUGUGGAUUUAUGGAGUCAGAGCUUUAAAUGAGGAUCAUGGCGUUUCCGGAGGGAGAAUCACUCGAGUCCUGGCUCAACAAAGCCACACACCCAACCAACAGGCAGGAGGACUGGGAAUAUAUAAUCGGGUUCUGUGACCAGAUCAAUAAGGAGCUGGAAGGUCCUCAGAUAGCUGUGAGACUCCUGGUUCACAAGUUCUGCGCUCAAGAAUGGGAAGCCCUUCAGGCUUUGACGGUUCUGGAGGCCUGUAUGAAGAACUGCGGCCGAAGAUUUCACAAAGAAAUUGCCAGAUAUAGAUUUUUAAAUGAGCUGAUCAAAGUGGUUUCACCUAUGUACAUGGGGAACAACAUUUCAGAAAAAGUGAAAAAUAAGAUAAUAGAGAUGUUGUACAGCUGGACGGUGGCGUUCCCCAAUGAGGCCAAGAUAGCAGAGGCAUACCAGACGCUCAAGAGACAGGGACUGGUGAAAUCAGACCCAGAGCUGACAGUGGACAAAACCCUGAUCCCGUCUCCUCCGGCACGACCCAAAAACCCAGUGUUUGACAAUGAGGACAUGGGGAAGUUGCUGGCUGAACUUCUGAGGAGCAAAAACCCUGAGGAUCUUCAGGAGGCCAACAGGCUCAUCAAAAACAUGGUGAAAGAGUGCAUACUGUGGAGGAAACCAGAGCACCUGGAGAAAACCCAUGCCGACACGGGGAGAACAUGCAAACUCCACACUGGCCUAGCCGAGGGUCGAACCAGCGACCUUCUUGCUGAUGACGCCCGCGUGCACAAACUGACCAAGCGUAUCAACACGCUGGAGGAAGUGAACAACAACGUCAAGCUCCUGACUGAAAUGCUGAGUCAAUACGACAGAGAGCGAUCGUCAGACGCCGACCGCGAGCUCAUCAAGGAGCUGUACGAGCGCUGUGAUAAACUCAGACGCACCGCCUUCAAACUGGCCACUGAAGCUGAGGACAACGACUCCAGCCUGGGAGACAUUCUUAAGGCAAACGAUGAUCUGUCCAGAGUGAUCAGCUGCUAUAAGCGAAUCGUUGAAGGACAGGCGGACGACGGUGAGGCUGAAGAGCUCAGACCGGCUGCUGAUGAAGCAUGUGAGACCGGCACAGGCACACUCAUUGAUCUGGCUGGACUGGAUGAACCUUCCUCUCCUCCUUCACCUCCUCCUCCAGCUCCAGCUCCUCAGAUCUCCUUAGCCAAUCAGAAGGCCUCCUCCAUCCCUGUAUUGCCGCCUCCUCCUCGACGAUUGGCCGGUGCUCAUGGCAGUCAGACGAGCAGCCCCAAUCACAAAGCAGCAGAGCAUCAGAGCUCUCUCUCCCUGCUGGACGACGAGCUCCUGUCUCUCGGACUGAACGAUUCUCCCUCUGUGCCAAACAGACCAAAGCUGGAUGAUUUAUCCGCUCAGUGGACGUCUCUACAGGCUCCUGAUCCGGGCCUGGACCUGUUCGGGAGCAUCUCAGCCCCGAGCGCCGUCUUUCCAUCAACACACACUCCUGCGCCGCCCUCACACACACUCACACACGCUCAGGGCCUGCAGGAGCUCUCCGUGCUGGACUUUGGAGGUGAAAAGAGUGUUUGUGGAGCGAGUGGCAUCGCUGGAGGAGCGUUUGGUCAGUCUGCAGCAGUGAUGUGCUCGGCAGCUCCUUUGUCCUCCUCUAACCCGUUUGUGAGUGCACCACUGUCCGGAUCUCCGGCUGUCUCCCGGGCUCAGGCUGUGACGGGCGGAUCAGCUCCAGGGAGCCCUUUCUUUCAGCCCUUCUCGUCUCCCUCUCACUCUCUGCAGAGCAGCCCGGCCCGCAGCUCUGAGCCCAGCCUAACCAACCUGCACGUCCCGCUGGAGGCCAUCAGACCCAGUAAAGUCUUACCUGUGACGAUGUAUGAUAAGGAUGGAGUUCGUGUUCUCCUGCACUUUGCGAUGGACUGUCCGCCGGGUCGAUCAGAUGUCCUGGUCAUGGUGGUGUCGCUGCUCAACACGGCACCGCUGCCUGUGAGGAAUGUAGUUCUGCAAGCAGCCGUGCCCAAGUCAAUGCGAGUGAAGCUUCAGCCUCCGUCUGGCACAGAGAUCUCUCCCUUUAACCCCAUCCUGCCCCCCGCAUCCAUCACUCAGGUCAUGUUGCUCGCUAACCCGCUGAAGGAGCGUGUGCGUCUGCGCUAUAAGCUGGCGUAUCUUCUGGGAGAGCGUCAGUAUUCAGAGGUUGGAGAGCUGGAUCAGUUUCCUCCAGCAGACAGAUGGGGCUCGCUGUAGAUUUAACUGUUUCCUCAUUCAUUUCUGUUCAAUCAGUGGUUUACUGUAGCCUUGUGAAGCAGCGUUUGAUGCUUGAUGUUUCAGCUGGAUAUUAAUACAAUAACACAACUGUCAGUGACGCACAUGAUGGUCAGAAGAGGACACACACGAUUCAGAGACCGCUCUUAACAGGGUAAUCAUGGUUUACAUUAAAAUACCACGAUAAAAUCAAUUCAAGCAGCACUUUAAUAAUGUACGAAUGCGAAUAA
Messenger RNA from Danio aesculapii, 2665 nucleotides. It is a transcript of the gene gga3b, whose product is annotated as golgi associated, gamma adaptin ear containing, ARF binding protein 3b. Gene Ontology annotation, cellular component: trans-Golgi network. The transcript has 18 exons. Gene Ontology annotation, biological process: vesicle-mediated transport; intracellular protein transport. Lineage: Eukaryota; Metazoa; Chordata; Actinopteri; Cypriniformes; Danionidae. Gene Ontology annotation, molecular function: ubiquitin binding; phosphatidylinositol binding; small GTPase binding. The coding region runs from base 201 to 2417 and encodes 738 amino acids. The record is from RefSeq and is a predicted model, not a curated record.